Molecule: messenger RNA, 1023 nt
Organism: Neohortaea acidophila
Lineage: Eukaryota; Fungi; Ascomycota; Dothideomycetes; Mycosphaerellales; Teratosphaeriaceae
Exons: 2
Coding region: 1-1023 (340 amino acids)
Source: RefSeq, a predicted model, not a curated record
AUGUCGACUCUCAGUUCUAUUCUGUCCUCCAUCGGAGGCCCGACUCAGCAGACCGCGAAACCGCCAAAUGCCAGCCAACCUCGACCCGCCUCACAACCACCCGCAAGCCUGGUGAACGGGAAGGUACAAACGGCGAACAAUGCAGCGGCAGGUAUCAAGAGAAAGGUGGACAGUACAGCAUCGCAGCCAGCAUAUAAAACAGCAAAAGUCGAGGGCACAGGCGGCACGAACACCCCUGGCGCGCAACCGUCUGCUUCCCGAUUUCAGCUGAGCGGCAAAUCUGCCGUGCCUCAGAGCAACGGUGGGCUCGCGAAACCAUCAGUUGUCAGUGCUACAAGGCAGGUCAAUCCGAAAGGAGUCGCGCCCAGGCAGAUUCCUACUUCAGCAACCAGCCAAGCGCCGCCCGGAGGUAGCAAUCAAAUACCGCAGAAGCGAGGCUACGCCUCCGUGUUGGAGAAGGCAAAAGCAGCGCAGAUGGCGGCUCAAAGUGCCGGAGCAGCGACCAUUAAGCACAGACCGGCGGAGAAGUUGACGAAGCGGCAGAGAAGACAGCGGGAGGAGGAAGCACGGGCUCAACAAAGAGCGAACAAAGUAGCGGCUCGAAAUGGCACGUCGAGCAGCGCUCAGGCCCUACAGAAGAAACCGCAAGACACGAGCGUCAAAGGCAAUAUACCCAGAGCGCCGGCCCCCCUGUCCUACAAAGGCACUGCGCGCGCCUCCAAUCCAGCCGAAAAGAAGACUCGCGGCCAACCGCAAGACAAGUACGGCGGCUACGCGAGCUGGUCGGAUCUUGACGAGGCAGAGGACGACGAGGAAGAGCAGUACGAUUCGGACGCGUCAUCAGACAUGGAGGGUGGGUUCAACGAUGUGGAGGAGGAGGAGAUGUUGGCUCUGCGGGCUGCUCGAAAGGAGGACCAAGCGAUGUUGGAGGAGGAGGAGAGGCAUAAGAGAGAGAAGCUGGAGAGGAAGAGGAAGUUGGAGGCACUGAGCAAGAACGCUGCUUCCGCCAAGAAGAGGUUCUGA